UUCGCUCCAAAUUUUUUUAUAUAUCUAUCUAUCUAAUACGAGUAAUAUAAUAAUUCACAUCAAUAUCAAUUUCAUCUUUCGGAAGUAAAUCAUAAACCUGAAAAAAAGCUAGCCAUUGCAAUUAUCAGCGUGCCAGUAGAUUCAGUGGAUUUUCAUAAUUAUUAGGUUCGGUGUUCGGUUUCGUUAUCGUUAGUGUGCGGUCUGUUGAGUUUAGGUUUGGUUAUGUGUGUUUGUGGUUGUGAAUAUUUUGCGUAAAGUGCGGUUUUAGGUGGUGGUUUAGUGAUCGAAAGGGAGGAUAUAUGUAUUGUUAGGUGAAUGCGUGUUAGUAGUGAAAAAUUAGGGUGAUCCUUAGGAUAUAGAUACUGCCAUGACCACGGAGGUUUCUUCCUCUUCUGGUCAAUGGCACAAGCAGGAAUCAUGUUCGGUUUUGAAAGAUGGGGUUGUUGUUGAGAAAAGUUUGAUGAAUAAUGUGUCUGUAAGGACUGGUGAAGAGUUUUCGAUGGAGUUUCUGCAGUGUGUUAGUGCAAGAAGUAACGGGUAUCAUAACGAUAAUGGUAAAGUCGUCAGUAAUGGAAUGUUAUGUAAUGGGACUAAUGGCAACCAUCAUCUUGGUUAUGAGGAGUUAGGUGCUAUGCUUGGGUUGCAGAGGGUGGAUUAUGUGUGUGGUUCUAAUAUGAUGAAGUGUAUGUCUGCAAAUGGAUCGUUUUCUAGGCAGAGUGGUCCGUUAGUUGAUGUUUUUGUCCCUGAUUUGGCUCAUAGAACUUCAGGAUCAGGAGUUACAGAAGAUUCUCAAAGGGGAAAGUUUAAGUUUAUAUGCAGUUCGGGUGGUAAAAUCUUGCCUCGACCAUGUGAUGGAAAAUUGAGAUAUGUGGGAGGGCAAACACGUCUUGUUUCGAUACAGAAAAGUUUUUCAUGGCUAGAGCUUGUGAAGCGAACUAAUGAAUAUUGCAAUGAGUCUUACAUACUCAAGUACCAGCUUCCAGGAGAGGAUUUUGAUUCUCUUAUAUCUGUAUCGUCUGAUGAAGACCUUCACAAUAUGAUAGAGGAGUAUAAUGGGUUAGGUAUUAUUGACGGUUCACAGCGACUCAGAAUAUAUUUAAUUCCUCUAAUUGAAUCUGAAACCACGUGUGCCAUUGAAGCCAAUGCUGAUCAGCUGCAGAUUCCAGAUUAUCAGUACAUUGUUGCGGUCAAUGGAAUAGUCGAUCACAAUCUAACUAAAAACAACGAUUCACGGUGUUUGACAAAUGAAACGAACCUGUUGAUACCGAGUAUAGAUGAAAAUCCGAGCUUUCCUCAAAAGCAGUCUCCCUCUUUUGAUUCUUUGCAUGACGAUUUUGGCCUCAACAGUUCCAAUGGCACUCCAAAAUACUCUGAACUUCUAAGUUCAACCAUGUCUCCUGAUAAUAUUUCUCUUGAUUCCCUUGAUCCGGUACCACAAAUGAAUAUGAUGAAUGGUCACACAAAAGGGUAUAUUGAUCCAACAUAUGGUGGUAUUGAGAUACCAUCACUAAAUGGCCGGGCGUAUCAUUCUUUGAAUCUUACACCACAACCUGCUGAUCCAGUGGAUAUAUAUUUGGGGUCUGAUGCUAAUGGGUUUCAUCCUGGGAUGCCACAUGCAUUUUCUGAUCCACAGCUCCAAGAACGUGGCCGAAGCUCUUGUUUUGAUUCUCAUAAUGGGAACACUUUACCACCUACCUUGAACGUUGCACCUCCACCAGCCUAUGCACAGGUGGAAUCCUCCGUUGUCUUGCAAGAGAAGUCUGCUGAAAAACAUGAGAAUGUCCAUUCACAAGUUGUUAUUGAGAUACCAAGUGUGAAACAGCCUGCUUCUUACCAUCAGACAGAUCCUUUGAAGCGAGUACAUGAUCAUGCAAAUGGUGUAGAUGAGAAGCUUAGAGUAGCAGAGGACGAUCAAAGGAUAAAUGUUGGAUUGCAAAACAGCUCAAGGGAAAACAUACCGACUUUUUAUCAAGUACAGAGCUUUUCUGACAAUGACUCAUCUGUAAUUGCUAAUGGUGACAUCAAUAAAGUAUCAAAGGGCAAUCAUGAUCAGAAGUGUGUUCUGCAUAACCCACAAGUCUCAGACUACAUCGUCUCUGAAUCAGUCGCAACCAGUCUAAAGCCUGGUCCAGAUGCAGUGAUGCAGCAAUAUGUGAACAAUCAUUUAGAGAAUCAUCCAGCUGAGCCUGCUCUCAACAGCCAAAAAGUUGCUGAAAAUCUGCAAUAUGUAAUGACUGGGAUAGAAAAUGAUGAACAAGGAAACAUUAAGCCAUGGGUUCAUCAUCCCGAAAAAACUUCUGCUGAUUUACUUUCUGGCAUCUAUGAUAACAUAUCAUGUGACUCUGCUGUUGGGCUACCAAAUUUGCAUCUGAAUGGAAUAAAUGACCAGAAGUCUAUGUUAGUUAGCUCCAGCGAGUUGCAACUAUCAGCAGGUCUUGAUUUUGCAGGGGUAGAAUCACCACUAUGUUUUGGUCCUUCAACGCAGAAUCCAAUAACAGGUGCUGGUAUUAGGAGAGAAGUUUCACUGAUGGAUGAUGACUUCUUCAAUUACACAGAACAAGAAAUCAGUAGAAUGGGGCUCGAAGAAAACUACAACAAGACUCAGAAGGGUGUCUCAUCUGUAAAGGACAACUUGAAAAAGCAACUGGAAUUGCCUGACCUAUUGGGAGAUGCAAUUGAUGUUCCAAGUUCUUCAAAUAUGUUAGAUGCAUUUGGCACUGAAGCUCCUCUUUCGAUUGAAACAGAAGUUGGGAGUACUUGCUCAGAUUCAAAUGAAGAGGAUGUUGCUUCCAAUAAUGGAAGUAAGGAUGUCACGUUCAGUAACACUUUAAUAGUUGAAAUGGAAGCUGAUAUGUAUGGCCUCCAGAUAAUAAAAAAUGCUGAGCUUGAAGAGCUAAGAGAGUUGGGUUGUGGUACCUAUGGAACUGUUUAUCAUGGCAGAUGGCGUGGAUCAGAUGUUGCUAUCAAAAGAAUCAAGAAAAGCUGCUUUGCUGGGAGAGCAUCCGAGGAAGAACGGCUGACCAAUGACUUUUGGAGCGAAGCACGCAUCCUUUCUAAUCUUCAUCAUCCAAAUGUGGUUGCAUUUUAUGGAGUCGUACCAGAUGGAGAUGGAGGGACUUUAGCUACUGUCACUGAAUUUAUGACUAAUGGAUCACUUAGAAAUGUCCUAAUAAAAAAGGAUAGGUUACUUGAUCGACGUAGAAAGCUCAUAUUAGUCACGGAUGCAGCUUUCGGAAUGGAAUACCUACAUUCCAAAAAUAUUGUUCAUUUUGAUCUAAAAUGUGACAACUUGUUGGUAAAUAUGCGUGAUCCACAACGUCCUGUUUGCAAGGUUGGUGACUUUGGACUGUCAAAGAUCAAAAGAAAUACUCUAGUCACAGGUGGCGUCAAAGGAACUUUACCUUGGAUGGCACCAGAAUUGUUAAAUGGUAGUACCGUUCGAGUUUCUGAAAAGGUUGAUGUGUUCUCUUUUGGUAUUACCAUGUGGGAGAUCCUAACUGGUGAAGAACCGUAUGCAAAUAUGCAUUGUGGGGCAAUCAUAGGAGGGAUUGUGAAUGAUACUCUUCGGCCUAGUAUACCAGAGCAGUGUGAUCCUGAAUGGAGGGAACUGAUGGAGCAGUGCUGGUCCACGGACCCUGGCAUUCGACCUUCAUUUUCUGAAAUCUCAAGUAGACUACGGACCAUGUCCAAGACCCUCCAAGCAAAUGGAGUAAAAAAAGGCUCACAUGCCUAGUUCUCUACUCAUCUUGUGUUUUUCGUGUUAUGCCACAUCAUCUAUAUUGAUAUUUCAUCAGGGGUAAUUUUUGUUUCUGCAUGCAAAUGGUCAUUUGUUCAUUCUUUUUCAACUGAAAACGGCUUCAUGUUAAUAGUAUCAAAGCGAAUAGAUAGCAUUGCUUACACAAGUAUCAGUUUGGUAUAUAUAUGAUCGGCUUUUUCAUUAUC
Erigeron canadensis is the source of this 3942-nucleotide messenger RNA. RefSeq lists its product as uncharacterized. The record is from RefSeq and is a predicted model, not a curated record. The transcript is spliced from 9 exons. Lineage: Eukaryota; Viridiplantae; Streptophyta; Magnoliopsida; Asterales; Asteraceae. Gene Ontology annotation, cellular component: cytoplasm. Gene Ontology annotation, molecular function: protein binding; protein kinase activity; ATP binding. The coding region runs from base 368 to 3733 and encodes 1121 amino acids. Gene Ontology annotation, biological process: protein phosphorylation; signal transduction.